This is a messenger RNA of Bipolaris maydis ATCC 48331, 609 nucleotides long. NCBI's taxonomy places the organism in Eukaryota, Fungi, Ascomycota, Dothideomycetes, Pleosporales, Pleosporaceae. The record is from RefSeq and is a predicted model, not a curated record.
AUGGGCGUGACCCAGGGCUUUGGCGGCUUCCCGGCGGGAGCAAGUGCGCUGCCAGCCAGGGCCGCUGGACAGACGCCUCGUGCAGUGCAGUGGCAUGGACAUGGACGUGGACGACUGUUGUCGGCGCCGGUCGGGGCAUGUCAUGCAGACAGCUAUGGACGCGGACAGGUGCGCCCCCUCACCCGCGUCAGCCCAUGUGUGCGAACGAGGAGAGGCCCUGCCGACGUCGGCCUCUGCCUCUGCCUUUCUGACGCCGAGCGAGUGCAGCAAAGGGACGGAGCCGCGUGGCGCAGCGGGGCAGCGGGCGGGUGGGUGAGCAGGCAGGCAGGCAGGCCGAUGCGUAGUGUAGAGUGUUGUGUAUAUGUACGCAGCGCACAGCAGCGGGCUGGUGCGUCCAUUACAUAUCCAUCAUCUGCCAGCCGUCUCUGGUGGCCGCCGUCCAGCCAGCACUGUGGCGGCGCGUCUGCGUGCGCUGGAGAAACCGGAGAAAGCAGUGCAAAAAGUGGUGGUGGCGCGGGAGCUAGCAGCGCGCUAGGCCCAGAACGGCAUGGCAGUCCAGCCCGUGAGCAGCAGCCAUGUUCAGCGCUCCUCCACCACGGCGUCGACUGA